CCUCCUUCCUGUGUUACGCCACGCAUGUCUUGUUUGUUGAACUUCGUCGAGAGACGUAAAACUAAGGAGGAGUGAUUAGAUGAUGACACCCGUUUUAGCGAACCGGCUUUUCCUGCCUUUCAGACUGCUUCAGCCACUUCUUUCUGCCUCUCGGGGUGUUGCAUUUGACGUUAAUGAAAUGGAGAACGACUGGCUGGUUUAAGGAGCUGCCGACAAGCGCUACGUUCACCCACCCAAUGCACCUUUUUGCAUUGAAGCGGAAGUAAGCAGGUCAAACCGUUUACACCAGAAGAAGCUAAAGAAAUUGUGAUGACUCUUCAAAAACCGGCAGUCUUCAGCAACAUGACUUUCGAUUGGCCGGUACUUCAUUGGAAUGUUACACAUCUGGCUAGUCUAUUGGCUGGAAAGAAAAUACUUUUUAGAAUAGGAAGGAAGGACACAGCUCCUCUCUUUGAAACCGAGUGUACGUAUGCAGAGGCUACGCUUGAUGAUUUUCUGGCCUGGAGUGGAGGACAGCAACCUUGCCCUUCUGGACCAUUCAGGAGUUAUGAUUUGUGUAAAUACUGGAUGUAUGCUGACUAUAAGUACAUUGCUAGGCUAUUUGAAGACAAGCCAGAGCAUUUUCAGGACAUUAGAUGGUCUGACUUUGGAUUUCCUGGAAGAAAUGGAAGGGAGAGCACUCUGUGGAUUGGCUCCACAGGAGCAAACACACCAUGUCAUUUGGACUCCUAUGGCUGCAACUUAGUGUUGCAAGUGCAAGGCAGGAAAAGGUGGCAUCUGUACCCACCCGAAGACUCCAGGCUACUUUAUCCUACCAGAAUUCCAUAUGAAGAAUCUAGUGUAUUCAGCAAAGUCAAUGUGCUUAAUCCAAAUCUGAGGCAAUAUCCGUUGUUUAAAAAAGCCCGAGCCCAUGUGAUUACACUUGAUCCUGGCCAGGUCUUGUUGGUUCCUAGACACUGGUGGCAUUAUGUUGAAUCCACUGACCCCAUCACCGUUAGCGUUAAUUCUUGGAUUGAACUGGAUGCAGAUCAUGAAGCCCGCAUAGAAGAGGCAAUAACUCGAAUGAUGAUAUGUGCAAUCAAGUCUGCAGAAAACCCCAGUGCCACAGAUUCUUGGCUCAACCCCACAGAGGUUGAGGUAACAUCCCAUGAUACCAACCUUGAAUAUUUAAACAAAGCAGUGUCCACCUAUUUAGAACAUCAGAAGACUAGUACAAUUAAAAACCAGGUCCCUCAAAUCCACAGUACUGAUGGAAUUCUUCAAGGGUCAUACAAGAGGAGGAAAGUACAGAGCAACACAGAAUCUGAGUGCAUAAAACCUAAACCCUGUGACUUUAACGUAACAGCAAUUGAAACAGAAAACUUGACAACAAUUCCCUUUGGACAGAGCCUUUUUCAGGUUUUACCGCAAUCCCAGGAAAUUUGUCCAACUGGAGGAGCUGAACGUGACUAUAAAGAUCUUUUCAGUGAAAGUGAGAGACAUUUUGAAAAAUUACACCCUGCUGGGAAGACCUCUGUGACGACUAGUAAUUCUGGAGCACUUGUGGAGGAUCUAGAAUGCAUGACCACCUCCCCGCAAACUGUCCUUUCUACAAAUGAUUUGCUAGAUUGUGCAUUGGACCCACAAGUUGUGGGUGUAAUAGCUCGUCUUUUAUUGGAGAAAGUGAAUGUUUAAAAGCUGUUGAAAUAAAAAAGCAAUGACGAAAUA
Messenger RNA from Candoia aspera, 1707 nucleotides. It is a transcript of the gene HSPBAP1, whose product is annotated as HSPB1 associated protein 1. The coding region runs from base 310 to 1674 and encodes 454 amino acids. The transcript is spliced from 8 exons. The record is from RefSeq and is a predicted model, not a curated record. Gene Ontology annotation, molecular function: 2-oxoglutarate-dependent dioxygenase activity. NCBI's taxonomy places the organism in Eukaryota, Metazoa, Chordata, Lepidosauria, Squamata, Candoiidae.